AUCACUUCCGGUGACGGAACCCGGAAGUAGGCGUAUCUGUUUGUGUGUAUGUGACGGCUGUUGUUGACAGUUCUGUACGUCACAUUAGUCUCAUACAAUCGCCCCAUGUGAAACCUUGAGAAAGACUAUAGCUUGUCAACUCACAGUACACUUCCAUUUUUUAUCAUUUAGCUAUUUCGUUUUGGUCUGAGUGAGUGUGUGUUCACUGUAUGUUUCGCGAUUUAGCGACUCGAAGCUAGCCCAUACUAGUCGGCCUAGUGAAGCGAAUUCACCAAAAGAUGUCUUUGUAUUUAAUUGCCUGACGUCGUUUGGGAGGAGACUAAAACAAGCAGAUGGCUGUGGAGCUGGAUGUGUUCGUGGGUAACACCACUAUCAUGGACGAGGAGGUUUAUCAGCUCUGGUUAGAUGGAUAUACAGUAAACGAUGCAGUGAAAGUUCGAAUGGAGGGCGGAGCACUGGACGAGUGCGAGGCAAACGCGGACGUGCUGUUGAGUGAUACCAUGGACCAGUAUAGAACUUUCCAGAUGUGCGAGCGUCUGCUGCACAGUCCAUCCAAACUGGCCAAUCAGCUGCUCUUCCAGAUCCCGCCUCAUCGCCAAGCCAUGCUUAUUGAGAGGUACUAUGAUUUUGAUGAUGCAUUUGUGCGUGAAGUCCUGGGCAAGAAACUUUCAAAAGGAACCAAGAAAGACUUGGAUGACAUCAGUGCCAAGACGGGCGUGACUCUGAAAAGCUGCAGACGACAGUUUGACAACUUCAAGCGUGUUUUUAAAGUGGUGGAAGAGCUAAAGGGCCCUCUAGUGGAGAACAUACGUCAACAUUUCCUUCUCUCUGACAAGCUUGGAAGGGAUUACGCGGCCAUUGUGUUCUUUGCCAACAAUCGCUUUGAGACGGGGAAGAGAAAGCUGCAGUAUCUCACGUUCCAGGAUUUUGCUUACUGUGCCGGGCAGCUUAUCGACCACUGGACAGUUGGAGCUGUUGGUGAGAGACUGACUCUGUUUGCUUGAGAUGAAAGGCGCCCCUGGAUUAAUUUAAGAAUCAGG
Molecule: messenger RNA, 1040 nt
Organism: Hippocampus comes (tiger tail seahorse)
Lineage: Eukaryota; Metazoa; Chordata; Actinopteri; Syngnathiformes; Syngnathidae
Product: acidic fibroblast growth factor intracellular-binding protein B-like
Exons: 6
Coding region: 333-1004 (223 amino acids)
Biological process (GO): platelet aggregation
Cellular component (GO): nucleus
Molecular function (GO): fibroblast growth factor binding
Source: RefSeq, a predicted model, not a curated record